Molecule: messenger RNA, 378 nt
Organism: Leptinotarsa decemlineata (Colorado potato beetle)
Lineage: Eukaryota; Metazoa; Arthropoda; Insecta; Coleoptera; Chrysomelidae
Product: general transcription factor II-I repeat domain-containing protein 2-like
Source: RefSeq, a predicted model, not a curated record
AUGUAUGGAGGCCGCAGCAGAAGUUUAUGUCCCUCGCAAAAGCAACUUUUUUCCAAAAUAAGUCUCUCCGGCGUUACAGUCGCAAGGAGGGUAGAAGAAUUGGCUAAUGAUAUCGAACGAUCAUUAAAGGAACGCGUGUCGCAAUUUGUUUACUACUCCAUUGUACUCGACGAAAGUACCGACAUAACUGACACCGCUCAACUGGCAGUGUUCAUUCGCGGCAUUGACGUUAAUUUUGUCGUUACCGAAGAAAUGGCUGCUCUUUUUCCUAUGAAAGGCAGUACAAGAGGAUGUGAUGUGUUGGAAUCGUUCAAUUCCGUCAUAGAUAGAUAUGGACUCAAAUUAUCAAAUUUGGCUGGAAUUUGCAAGAGAAUUUAA